GUCAGCUACCUGAUAAGCGCUCGUACAACCGUCUGUGCUAUGCGAAAGGGAUUUGAACGAAAUGUUAACCCCGCAGUGUCCUCAGCGCUCCUUACACUCCCUCGCACUCUCAUCAUGGCGUCUGACGAUUGUUCAGAGAAGUGCUCAGACCAUGGCGCUUCUAAUGUCCCUACGAAUCCGACAUCGAUCGAUGCAUUCAGCCACUUGGUCAGAGGCUAUCCUAUGUUGGCCGGUCGUAUGGGCGUACUUCCAGAGAUCGCUAUGUUUCGCCGUUUUGGCGCGUUGAACGCACGAAAUCUCUUGUAUCUUCAGAAUGAAUUGAUUUGUCUUGAAGAAGAAUUGAUUUUGUGGGAAAAGAAAGACAACCUGAGCUCAACAGGACGCAAGAAAGACUAUGCUGGAAAUGCCUAUUGGCUGAAUUCUUCCUACCGAAGACACAAGGACGGCAGUCUAAGAGACGGUGAUACGAAGCAACGAGAUCUCUUUCAUCAGAUCAAACAGACUCUGAACGAGUACAACCAUGCUCUCAUUCAGCAAGCUACAGUAUUGCAAAUGAAAGAACCAGACAAGUUUGACUUAACUGACAUCCAGCACUUUCUCGCUGGCGAACCAAUGCGAUUAUGUCUUUGCGGUCCCGACUCAGAUGUCUACGGUAGUGUUUUACAACCUAAAGACUACAGUCACGAGCUCGUUGUUCUCCAUGCACGACGCGAUUCAGACUCGUUCUCCAGAAUUCUGGGAAACCAUGCACUCAAUGUGCUUCACACGCUCAACUUUCUGAGAUGGAGAAAGCCGAAUCCAAAACUUGGAGUCGUAUCGUUCAGUGACCAGAAGAUCUUUAAAUUCACCUUCUGGCUAACAAGCGCGAUCGCUUGCGUGAUACCGGUUGCUUCUAUUGCAGUGUUGACAACGGUCAGAUCUCUGAGCGCAAGACUUGGGACUAUUGCGGGGUUCAAUGCACUCAUAUCGUUGUGUUUAUCCUUUUUCACCGAUGCCAGGAGAGCAGAUGUAUUCUCUAUAACCGCUGCGUAAGUUUGGCGCACAAAUU
Molecule: messenger RNA, 1048 nt
Organism: Boeremia exigua
Lineage: Eukaryota; Fungi; Ascomycota; Dothideomycetes; Pleosporales; Didymellaceae
Exons: 2
Coding region: 40-1032 (330 amino acids)
Source: RefSeq, a predicted model, not a curated record